Molecule: messenger RNA, 1912 nt
Organism: Conger conger (European conger)
Lineage: Eukaryota; Metazoa; Chordata; Actinopteri; Anguilliformes; Congridae
Gene: dmrt2a
Product: doublesex and mab-3 related transcription factor 2a
Exons: 4
Coding region: 264-1808 (514 amino acids)
Biological process (GO): sex differentiation; regulation of transcription by RNA polymerase II
Cellular component (GO): nucleus
Molecular function (GO): DNA-binding transcription factor activity, RNA polymerase II-specific; RNA polymerase II cis-regulatory region sequence-specific DNA binding
Source: RefSeq, a predicted model, not a curated record
UGACAUCAGAAAACGGACAUUAAUGACAGACGUGUGUUUUAUGUGUCAGCACUGCACUUAAUGACUACAGUUGAGCGAGUCCAAACAAGGAGUGUGAGAGGGAUUCAAUCCACCCCGUUGUGCGUAAAAAAACAGAGAAGCUGAAUUUCAACUUACUGGAUUUUUCCACUUAUUCACCACCGCACGACACCGCACGAUCAUUUAGGUGCCAGCAACGAUUUGUCCUGCCCUAAACUCCGCAUUCUGAGGAGAUCUGUGGAAACAUGACGGAUCUUGUCAUUCCCGAACUUGAAAUAGACGUGGAGAGCCUCGAAACGGAGAGCGACGAUCAGAGCGAUUUCAGAACCCCGUUGUCCGGGGUAGGAGAGGACGACCCGGGGAGCAGGGACGAUGACAAAGCGGGCCAGAUAACCCUUGGCUCGGGAGACCAAAGAAAACUUAGCCGGACCCCGAAGUGUGCCCGCUGCAGAAAUCACGGAGUUGUCUCCUGCCUGAAGGGACACAAGCGCUUCUGCAGGUGGCGAGACUGCCAGUGCGCUAACUGUCUGCUGGUGGUGGAGAGGCAGAGAGUAAUGGCAGCCCAGGUGGCACUGAGAAGACAGCAAGCUACCGAGGAUAAGAAAGGCAUCUCAGGGAAGCAGAUUCCUGCAGAACGGAGAACCAUCUAUCAAAGGCAUCUCAGACCCUCAACCAUGCUGGCAAAAAGCAUUCUGGAAGGAUACCGUCCUGUCCAGGCUGAUCCGUUUAUGGGGGGCAGCCCGUCCCUGCCCCCGCCUCUGAGCGACCGGAUGAGGAAGAGGAGGGCGUUCGCCGACAAGGAGCUGGAGAGCAUCAUGCUGGAGCGGGAGUACAAGGAGCGGGAGAUGCUGGAGUCAAGUCAGGCCUCGGCCGCCUCCCUGUUCCUGCCCAACAGCAUGGUCCAUGCCGCCGAAUACAACUCCUACAAGUCCGCCUACACCUCCACGCAGAUGGAGCCCACGGCCAAGGACCUGCGCAACUUCCUCCCCAGCUGCCUGGACCUGUCCCUGCAGUACGGCGGGGCCGGAGGGGGCAACGUGGAGCUCAUCUCCUCCAACGUUAGCGUAGCCACCACCUACCGGCAGUACCCGGCGGCCCCCCGCUUCGUGGUGUGGCCUCGGGGGAACAACCUGGGCGACGCGCUCCUGUACCAGCAGUGCCUGCUCAACGCCACGGCGGUGCAGAACGUGAAGCCGGGAGCCGUGUGGGACGCCAAGAUGAUGGCCGUCUCCGAGAGCCACUCGCCCGAGCAGGAAGCCACAUCGUCGGCGAAGCUGGAAGGGUCUCGGGCCGCCCUGGAGCCCUGCGACCUCCCCCUCCCCCCGCAGGGCCACGCGGAACCACAGGGGGCGCUGUCCUCCUCGCAGGGCCCCCGGGAGCGCUCGGCCUUCUCCCCGCCCAAACGCGGGCUGGGACAGGCCUUCGGUGGCGCGCCCGCCCUCCCGCUCACCCAGGAGCACGUCCUGAGCCGCCUCAGCAAAGACAGCGCCAAGCACGCCCUGUCCAUGAAGCUCAACUCCUUCCACACGCUCAUUCAGCAGACCCUCAGCCAGAAGUCAGGGGCCGAGCUCAAGGGCCCCAACUGCAAGGAGCUGUUCGAGGAAGCCGCGCUAAAGUACAGAGAGGGGGCCGCCAAGGACCUCCACAGCCUCAGGGGUCCGGACAGGUACUCUAAGGACUUCACGUCCAAGCAGGCCGCCACCAAAGUGUCGUGUAGCGAGCCGCUGUCUUUCUCGGUGGAGUCCAUCCUGAAGAGACCGUCGCCCUCCAUGACACGUGCCUCACAGUAACCAAAAUCGCAGGACUGAUCCUCCCCACCUCUCCUCCGUUAGAUUACCGGUACACUCCUACAGCCUCAAUGUUUGAAUGUCGUUAUUAAAAUUGCUGUUUAUGU